AAUCUUUGUCCCUGCCGGCUUUGCUUUUCCGCAUCCGCAACAACGCGUGAAGGCCCGGUCCCGGAAGACCUUUCCAUGAUGCCUGGUCCUUGCACAACGUUUGUUUUCGCAUCUUGGCCGACGACCCUGUUCCCUACCACCAGAAAUCCAACGACUGACUCUGUUGCAACUGCCCGCUGCCAGCAAAAUCCCUUCUUCAAAUUACCCCUGAGGUGGUGCGGGUGGACGUGGUGUACCUACUGUAGUGUGGUAAUAGUUCUUUCCUUUAUUUUACCCUCUCCUUUUAGAGUUUCCUUGGCCUUUUACGUUUUUUCUUCCUCAUUAGCCUUUGUCCUUUGUCCUUUAUCCUUUUUCUUUUUCUUUUUAGUUCCUGUAAUCUUAUGGGGUGAGUCGUCCCGAGUCCGACGAAUUAAGAAAUGUGCAUUCAACUUUGUUACUAGGAAGGUAUGCCUAUUUGGCUAUCUAUAUUGCGUUUCUCAUGACUCAACGGAGGCCGCUUGACGCCGGACGCCUGACUCUGCCCCUUACCACUUCAUCCCUACCCGAGAAUCCGAAUACGCCGCUGGUGCUCGGGACAGGAAGCAUAAUUACUUGUAUUUCGAGCAGUUUUUCUGGCAAGGAGCUUGCUGGUGUGUGAGUGUAGAAUGCUU
Molecule: messenger RNA, 650 nt
Organism: Colletotrichum godetiae
Lineage: Eukaryota; Fungi; Ascomycota; Sordariomycetes; Glomerellales; Glomerellaceae
Exons: 1
Coding region: 76-501 (141 amino acids)
Source: RefSeq, a predicted model, not a curated record